AUGGAGGCUGGUGAACUUUGUGCUGCCUGCGAUACUAAAUCCUCGAUCCUGUCCCUCCCACAUCCAAGAAACACACACAGAUAGGCUCCCUGGAUGCAAUGAUGGGAAGUAUGUUGUUGUAACGAAGGCAUACGUGAUGAGCAUUGAAAGUCACAUAUCUGGCGAUUACGAAAUUGCACGCAUUAUCUCGCAUACUGAUCGUCUAAUGGUCACAAUUAGUGAGGAUACAAAGUCUGCAAAGGUAACACAAGAUGGAGACAUCAUAUGUGAUCAUGAUUGGAGUCUGGUAAUCUACUACAGUAAUCCUUACAAGACUCAUGUACUGCAAGAGGUUGGUGACCACACUUCCAGUGGGUUUAUGAAUGACAACUUGAUCAUGAUUAACAUCUUCCCAGAAAUCCCAGCCAAUAGCUACUCCAACAAGAAUGAAAUAAUUUUUUUCAUCGAUUGCUCAGAAAGCAUGGUAGGCAAGAACAUCAAAUGUACAAGAGUAGCUCUUCUGUUGUUCCUCAAGAGUUUACCCAUGGACUGCUUGUUUAACAUCGUCACAUUUGGCACUGAUUUCUCAUUCCUUUUCCCAGAGGGGAGCCGUAAAUAUAAUGAAGAAACAUUGGCAGAAGCUUGUGUACACCUGGAGUCCCUUGAAGCUAACAUGGGAGGCACUGAGAUGUUUCUUCCCUUACAGGAGAUAUAUUCACAACCUCCCAAGGCUGGAUACUUUAGACAGAUUCUCUUGAUCUCUGAUGGAGAUAUAUAUAAUGUGGAUGAGGUGAUUCAACUGGUGGGACGUAAUGCCCACGAAACUCGAGUUUUUGCAGUGGGUGUUGGUGAAGGAGCAUCCACCAUCCUAAUAAGCGGAGUAGCCAGGGCCGGUCGUGGCCGCUCAGAAAUUGUGCUGCAACCGGAGCAAAUUCAAGACAAGGUUAUAGGGUUUAUUUUCUCAAUGGUGCAGGAGACUGUUCAGAAUGUACAACUUGUCUUCGAAGUGGAGCCAAACACCACCAUCACACUCGUUCCUCAAGUUCCUCCUAUUAUCUUCGGUGGUCAGCAUCUCGUUGUGUAUGCAAAGGUGCCUUCUACAAGCACUGUAAAGGCAGUAAGUGUCAUGGGCAGUAUUAGAGACACUGAGAUAAAUACUAGUAUCAAGGGUAGCGACAUCAUUACUGUUGAUGAUGCGGAGAAAAGCCUUCAUCUCUUGGCAGCACAAGCCCAAAUCAAUCAAUGGCAGUUGUGUGAGGAAGAUGUUGCUAAUGAUAUAAUUGAAUUGAGUGUGGCUACUGGUGUCUUGUCCAAGCUGACGGCAUUAGUUGGAGUAAACCAACGUGGAAAAUUAGUGAAGCAAAGUUUAUACAAUGAACAAGAUGUCAAUUUUAUGGCUAUGGUUUUAUGUCGUGCUCCAAGUCAUUUGCUCACUCAGGACUUGAUUGCGUUUGGAGCUGAUACUUGCUGCGGCUCACACAUAUGUUAUGAUUACGGAAUUUUAGACUGGGAAGAUGGAGCUCUAGGAAGCAGUUAUGGAGCUUUUGGCUGUGGAAAUGGCUGUGGAGGCAGCGGAACUUCUAACUGGAUCUGUGUCAUUGAUGCGAGUGCCACUCAACUAGAUCUGCAUUUUAAGCACAGCUCCUGCAGUGUAUGCUGUGAGCAGUAAAUUUUAGCCUAGACAUGAGAGAAUGUGUCUG
Molecule: messenger RNA, 1679 nt
Organism: Cherax quadricarinatus
Lineage: Eukaryota; Metazoa; Arthropoda; Malacostraca; Decapoda; Parastacidae
Source: RefSeq, a predicted model, not a curated record